Molecule: messenger RNA, 2091 nt
Organism: Phyllostomus hastatus (greater spear-nosed bat)
Lineage: Eukaryota; Metazoa; Chordata; Mammalia; Chiroptera; Phyllostomidae
Gene: LYPD6B
Product: LY6/PLAUR domain containing 6B
Exons: 9
Coding region: 638-1147 (169 amino acids)
Molecular function (GO): acetylcholine receptor regulator activity
Source: RefSeq, a predicted model, not a curated record
CCGCGGAGGAUCCGUGAGGUGUCCCAGCCGAGCUGGAGCCCCGGGCUGCUCACUGGCCCGCAGGGCCCACCUGUCCGGCCUUGGCCCUCUGCGGGUGCCCCAGGUGGCUCAGAGCGGGGAGGAGACGCGCCCCGCCCCGCCCCGCGUGGCCGCAGCCAACGCCAGCCCCCUGCGGGCGCGCUGGGAGCCGAGGCCCGGAGCCGAGCGGGUGCGCCGAGGGCCGGGCUGGCGCGGGCGGCGCAGGUGAGAAAAGAUGGCGAGUUCCUGCUGACUGAGGGAUUCAUUAGUUGAGGUUGUAGGUUACUUCCUUUGGGUGCAGGCCCCUUCACUGCAGGAGCGGAGUCUGACAGCCACGCUCUCUCUCAAGUAUGCAUUCAGCAAACAUUUGGGCCCUCUCUUUGUGCCAAACCCUUUCCCAGAGAUGAAAGACUAUGCCUGCCUUCGGGGAGCUUGCAUAUCACCAGACAGUCAGUUUGGAGUUGGCAGAAGAGGCAAAUGACAUCAGUUACCAGGUGUAAAUAUAAGGAGGCUGAUUUGGAAGAUGGAUCCUUUGAUGGUUGUUUGGGUGAGAAUCAUUGAGAUCACAAAAGGAAGCAGCUGAUACAGGACAUUCACACUUUGCCACCCCUGGGUCAGAAUGCUGCCCCUCGGUCACGCUCUGGCUGUAGCAGUUGUCCAGAUCUUUAUCUUCUCGGAAAACCGAGCUUUGGCCAAGAACAUCAACUUCUAUAACGUGAGGCCUCCUCUUGACCCUACACCAUUUCCAAACAGCUUCAAGUGUUUUACCUGUGAAAAUGCAGGAGACAAUUAUAACUGCAAUCGAUGGGCAGAAGACAAAUGGUGUCCACAAAAUACACAGUACUGUUUGACAGUCCAUCACUUUACCAGUCAUGGAAGAAGUACAUCAAUCACCAAAAAGUGUGCCUCCAGAAGUGAAUGUCAUUUUGUUGGCUGCCACCACAGCCAAGAUUCUGAACAUACAGAGUGCAGGUCUUGCUGUGAAGGAAUGAUCUGCAAUGUAGAACUACCCACCAACCACACUAACGCGGUCUUCGCUGUAAUGCACGCUCAGAGAACGUCUGGGAGCAGCGCCCACACACUCUACCUGCCAGCGCUUGCCUGGGUCUUCAUGCUUCCAUUGAUGUGAUGCCUUUAUUCCCAGGAGGGGCAGAUACCAGCCCUCUGAAGCACAAACUGAAAACUGUGUAAACAGUGAACUUUUGAGCAAAGACAAAUCUUGCAAUUGAUGAGGAGUACAGUUGUUUGCUUAGCUAAAAUGCUCUUGCAUGAGGCCAUGGAAUUGAGGAAGGGAAUGUGGCCCAGACUGAGGGCAUAAUCUGCUUCCAGGCUUCCUGGUCAAAGAGGCUGCAUUAUGUCACUUUUGCAGGGAGGAUACUGCCAGCAUCUACAAUGGGCAGGUUGUGGUAGCUGAUAUUGUCCCUGCCCGAUUGGUCCUUUAGCUGAAAGGACUCCUUGACCUCAUUGACUCCUUUAGAGGCUGCUGGCUCAGAUCCUCUUAUUCUGGGAUUAGUUCAGAGUGUCUCUAGGAAAUCUAAACCUUCCCCUGAUGAGAAAGCAAUUUCCUUGACAAUGUGUAGUCAAUGGGAAAGGCAAGUAAAGGAGGAAAAAUUCCAGUUGAAUUACUAUGAAACUCAUUUGCUAAUUGUGUGGGGGGGAGGGGAAUAAAGCUUUUAAAUUAUACAGUGUAAAAUGCAUGCGUGUGUGUUUCUUGACUUCCAUGAAGAUCUCAGAGGAAACACGUCUACUAGUGUCAUAAAGGAAGUCACUGAAGAGAUGUUUUCCAUGCAUCCUGGCUGAUUGUUUUCUGGCUUAAAGUAUAAAAUUUCAUGCCCAAGUGACUUAGUCUUUAUUUUCCCUUUGGGGAAGUACACUUCUUAGGAUGCUAAAUGCAAAAUUAGUGAAUUUGGAUGGUCAGAAAACUUUCCUGAUCAAGAUGGAUGGUAUCUUACCACACGACGUAUCCUCAGGAGUAGCAGAGUGAAGUCCGAGAACCUGGCCCACUUGGCCAGCUUCUGUCUGAAUGGCAGGGCCACAAAGAGAACCUUUGUAAAAACAUCCUAAACUAUUUUG